AUGAACUACGAGCUGCGCGGCGCCGACACGCGGAACCGGGGCACGGCGGACCACGACGGCCCCGUCUUCUACAACAAGGUCCAGGUCUUCAACCGCGACCUGAGCGUCCUGAUGAUCUCGCUCUUCGCCCAGUGGCGCCACAUCGAACGCGCGGAGCGCAAGGCGAAGCGCGACGCGGGCAAGGCCGGCGACGGCGCCGCGGCCGCCGCCGCGGAGCGCGAGCGGCUCUACGCGCUCAGCGCCGCGGACCUCGACGCGUUGCUGCGCGCCGAGGCGCAGACCGACGGCAUCCGCGUGCUCGACGCUUUAGCGGCCACGGGCCUCCGAAGCAUCCGCUACGCCAAAGAAGUCCCCGGCGUCCGCAAGGUCGUCGCCAACGACGUCGACGCGGACGCCGCGGCGGCCUGCGGGCGCAACGCCGCGGAGAACGGCGCCGCGGACAUCUGCGAGGCCCACUGCGGCGACGCGGUCGACUUCAUGACCGCGUCGCGCGGCAAGGGCUCGCAGGGCUUCGACGUCAUCGACCUCGACCCCUACGGGUCCUGCGCGCCCUUCCUGGACGCCGCCGUCCAGGCCGUCAACGACGGCGGCCUCUUGUGCGUCACGUCGACGGACAUGACCGUGCUCAGCGGCAACUACCCCGAGGUCUGCUUCGCGAAGUACGGCUCCAUGCCCACGAAGGCGAAGCACCUCCACGAGUUCGCCUUACGGAUCCUCGUCCACGCCAUCGAGGCCGCCGCGGCGAAAUACCAGCGCCACGUCGUGCCCGUGCUCUCCCUGUCCAUCGACUUCUACGUGCGCGUCUUCGUCCGCGUCUACAAGCGCCCCGCGGAGGUCAAGAAGUCCGCGGCGAAACGGGCGUUCGUGCUCCAAUCCGCGGGCUGCCCGUCCUUCUACUUGCAACCGUUGGCGCGCUCGCUCGACCGCGAGGGCGGCCACGCCGCGGCGCUCCUCCACCGCAAGGCCACCGUGGCCCCGGCCUUCUGCGGCGAGACGGGCGCGCCCUUCAAGAUCGGCGGGCCCAUCUGGUCCGCGCCCUUGCACGACCCCGAGUGGGUC
This is a messenger RNA of Aureococcus anophagefferens, 1059 nucleotides long. RefSeq lists its product as hypothetical. The record is from RefSeq and is a predicted model, not a curated record. Gene Ontology annotation, molecular function: RNA binding. Gene Ontology annotation, cellular component: nucleus. The transcript is spliced from 2 exons. NCBI's taxonomy places the organism in Eukaryota, Pelagophyceae, Pelagomonadales, Pelagomonadaceae. Gene Ontology annotation, biological process: tRNA N2-guanine methylation. The annotation marks the transcript as partial.